Molecule: messenger RNA, 2359 nt
Organism: Prunus persica (peach)
Lineage: Eukaryota; Viridiplantae; Streptophyta; Magnoliopsida; Rosales; Rosaceae
Product: pre-mRNA-processing factor 17
Exons: 3
Coding region: 209-1981 (590 amino acids)
Biological process (GO): mRNA splicing, via spliceosome
Cellular component (GO): catalytic step 2 spliceosome
Molecular function (GO): mRNA binding; protein binding
Source: RefSeq, a predicted model, not a curated record
AAAAAAGACUGAGAGGGUACCUUCUCCUAUAUUUUCGACAAAAAAAAAAAAAGAUAUCCUUCUACGAAGUCGAUAAUUUCCCUCUCUCCCUCUUCGAACACAAACGAAAACCCAUAAGAUUUGAAGUCCGAACAAUAAACCCGUGCUAAGCAAGAGAUUUAAAUUCGACCAAAUUCGGGGUUUAGGGUUAUCCCUUUUUUUUCUAUGAAUGGAUCUUCUCCGAGCCUACUCUGAUCAAAACGACGAAGAAUUGAACGAGCCAGAGCAGCAAAACUUAAACCCUAGUUCAACAACAUCGUCCCCAGACGCUUCACCGCCUCGGCUCCUCCCCGCCAAAUCCGCCGCGCCCAAUGUCGACGACACGAUGCUGGCCCUGACGGUGGCUGAUGGCCAACGGUCUUUGAGUCGGCCAAUUGACCCGACCCAACACAUCGUCGGCUUCAACCCCACCUACGACCAACUAUGGGCCCCAAUCUACGGCCCAUCUCAUCCCUACGCCAAGGACGGCAUCGCCCAGGGCAUGCGCAACCACAAGCUCGGCUUCGUUGAGGACGCCUCUAUUGAACCCUUCGUCUUCGAUGAGCAGUACAAUACUUUUCACAAGUAUGGCUACGCGGCCGACCCAUCAGCCUCUGCUGGGUAUAAUUACGUUGGUGAUUUUGAGGCCUUGCAGAAGAAUGAUGCCGUUUCGGUAUAUAACAUACCCCAACACGAGCAGAAGAAGCGGAAGAUAGAGAAGAGGAAGGAAUUAGAGGAAGAUGAGGGUGUGGAUGACGAUAUGGACCCAGAGGAGGUCCAAAACCCGGCCAGUGAUGUGUGGUUGAUGAAGAAUAAGAAGAGCCCAUGGGCAGGCAAGAAGGACGGUCCGCCAACGGAGCUCACAGAGGAGCAGAAGAAGUAUGCCGAGGAGUAUGCGAAGAAGAAAGGUGAAGAGAGAGGUGGUGGUGAUAAGGGUGAGGUUGUAGUUGAAAAAACUACAUUUCAUGGGAAAGAAGAGAGGGAUUAUCAGGGCAGGUCUUGGAUUGCGCCCCCUAGAGAUGCUAAGGCAUCUAAUGAUCACUGUUAUAUUCCAAAGAGGUUGGUGCACACUUGGAGUGGACACACAAAGGGUGUAUCUGCUAUUAGAUUCUUCCCUAAUUACGGGCAUUUGAUUCUCUCUGCUGGGAUGGAUACCAAGGUGAAAAUUUGGGAUGUUUUCAAUACUGGUAAGUGUAUGAGAACUUACAUGGGUCAUUCCAAGGCAGUUCGGGAUAUAUGUUUCAAUAAUGAUGGGAGUAAAUUUCUGACUGCUAGUUAUGAUAAGAAUAUUAAGUACUGGGAUACAGAAACCGGGCAAGUGAUAUCUACAUUCUCGACCGGGAAGGUUCCAUAUGUGGUUAAGCUUAACCCGGAUGAGGAUAAGCAGAAUGUGUUGUUAGCUGGGAUGAGUGAUAAGAAGAUUGUUCAGUGGGAUAUGAACGAGGGAAAGAUCAAUCAAGAGUAUGAUCAACAUUUGGGUGCUGUGAAUACGAUUACAUUUGUUGAUAAUAACCGGAGGUUUGUUACUUCCAGUGAUGACAAAUCGCUUCGAGUAUGGGAGUUUGGGAUCCCUGUGGUUAUUAAGUAUAUUAGUGAGCCUCACAUGCAUUCUAUGCCAUCAAUUUCACUGCAUCCCAAUUCAAAUUGGCUUGCAGCACAAAGUAUGGACAAUCAGAUUCUGAUUUAUAGCACUAGAGAGAAGUUUCAGCUGAAUAAGAAGAAGAGGUUUGCCGGGCAUGUCGUUGCUGGGUAUGCUUGCCAAGUCAAUUUCUCGCCAGAUGGACGGUUUGUUAUGUCGGGUGAUGGUGAAGGUCGAUGCUGGUUUUGGGAUUGGAAGACAUGCAAAGUCUUCAGAACUCUCAAAUGUCAUGAGGGGGUAUGCAUUGGGGCUGCAUGGCAUCCCUUGGAGCAGAGUAAAGUUGCAACAUGCGGCUGGGAUGGCUUGAUUAAGUAUUGGGACUAGCAACAUUUUAGUUCGGUUUGGACAAGGGUACUAUAAUUUGAUGCACCCAUUUCUGCUCAGUAUGGGUAUGGCACCAUUAUCGUCUGAUGUUGGGGAUUUUGCUGGACACAAGGUUACUUAUAAGAUUGCAGGACAAACCCUAUUUAUAUCUUUAUCUUACAAUCACCAAUAUCAUCCAGUUAUGCUGGAUAUGUACUUGUACUUGUAACACAAGUUCUUGUUUUUUGUCGUUAUUUUUGAAGACUUUUAGAAGUUUAACAAGGGUAAUAUUUUUGCAAAAGUCUGGUGUACUUGUAGUUCAGAAGACUCAGAGAAAUUGACAGCUUCAUGGAUAGUCUUCUCCUGUCUUAUUUGGGCAUUGAUGGAUCUGUAUGGUCA